AUGUACGUCACAUCGCGAUCGCUACGGGCCAUUGCUUGGUCAGCCUUUGCAGUAUAUACAGCACGGGCCGACCAUGUCAUGGAGAAUCUCAGUUUCGGGUACAAAGCAGGCGAAUCUAUUACACCUGAUCACCACUCGGUUCCUCACUUCGUCGUCCAAGGCACAGACGACUAUACACCCCAGAUACUCUCGGAUCGCAUUAUUCUUACACCUCCAUACCCUGGCAACAGGCGCGGUUCAAUAUGGGCUCAGGACGCGUUGUAUCACAAAGGCGACUGGACUGCAGAAUUAGACUUUAGGGCAACGGGAAUGGAGCGUGGAGGUGGAAAUCUGCAGUUUUGGUAUGUGAGGGAUUCACAGGCACACGAGACACCUGCAAGCUUGUAUACUUCGCCCAAGUUUGAUGGUCUGGUAUUGCUCAUAGACCAGUAUGAAGGUCAUGGAGGAUCUAUCCGUGGUUUUCUUAACGACGGAACAAAGGACAUCAAGUCCCAUCCAGACCCAGACACACUGGCUUUUGGCAAAUGCGACUAUGCAUACAGGAACCGUGGCGAACUCACACCAAUCAAGAUGCAUCAUGCACAAGGCUUCCUUGAAGUUAUCGUUGACGGGCAACUCUGCUUCAAAACAGACAAGGUCGAACUCCCUGAAGGCUAUUACUUUGGAAUCAGCGCCUCAUCCGCCGAGAGCCCAGACUCAUUCGAAAUUCACAAAUUCGUCGUAUCCACCAUCAACUCGCACAUCACCAAUCCGCCCAGCCCAAACAAGAAGGAUUACGCAAACUACGUAAACUCGCAGCAACAGAAACAGAACCAACAACAGCAGCAAGCCAGGGGCACGUCAGAAAAUGGCUUCCCCCAGGUGAUCGACGACGUAUCCGCAGACACCAUCCGCGCCCAGCAAGAGCAAUUCGCCGAUCUUCACAACCGCGUCCAAAUGGUCGACCACCACCUCGCAACCCUCCUCCACCGCGUAUACGAAGUCAAGCAAGCCGUUGAUACACUCACCGAAGAAAACAACGAGCGCUGGAAAGACAUAACUGAGCGCGUGCAUUCAAUCGACGCGCGGGGCUCCGGUACCAUGCACAACGUCGAAAAGGUGGAACGCGCCACGGCGCAGAUCCUGCGUGAUUUGGAGUCCAAGGAUUUCAAGGAAAUGAUGAAUCAGAUUCAUCGGGCGCUCGAGAGGAACCAGGAUGGCGUUAUUCAGGUUUUGCCGCAUUUGAUGGGUGCUGCUAUUACCAGCAAAGGUCCUAGCGUGACGACCUUUUUGUUCAUCGCCGUCGCUGUCCAACUCACGAUUACCGGCGGGUACAUGCUUUACAAGAGGAGGAGAGACUCAGCGCCAAAGAAGUACCUGUAG
This is a messenger RNA of Bipolaris maydis ATCC 48331, 1362 nucleotides long. RefSeq names its product concanavalin A-like lectin/glucanase domain-containing protein. The record is from RefSeq and is a predicted model, not a curated record. Gene Ontology annotation, biological process: endoplasmic reticulum to Golgi vesicle-mediated transport. Gene Ontology annotation, cellular component: COPII-coated ER to Golgi transport vesicle; endoplasmic reticulum membrane; Golgi membrane. Gene Ontology annotation, molecular function: D-mannose binding. Lineage: Eukaryota; Fungi; Ascomycota; Dothideomycetes; Pleosporales; Pleosporaceae.